AUGCCCGACUCCUCACGUACCACGCUGGGCGAUAUCGAGGAUAUCGAUAGUGGUGAGCUCAAGGAUCAAUUGAAACGAUGGAUCGAAGAAGAGGGCAUCGAGACAAACAUUCAGUUGCAGAUGAAGAAAAAUUUAAUCGACAAAAUGAGUCGCACCAAACUUGGACGCAAAAUCGCUCUGAAACUACAAACGCAGCAUGGUAUCGUGCUCUCGCCGCUGGUCCUCGUACUGAACACACUAGUGGCGGAGUUUUUGUACACCCAAAACUGCCACUUUUCGCUGUCCAUCUUCACCAACGAGAUACCCUUCAAAAACACGUUGCCCGACUUUACCCGCUCCGCCAGGUUUCGACUCGAUCGAACGGAGCUGGGUGAAAUAUUUGAGGCCCUCGGAAUCGAUCACUACGCCGGGCUAAUGGCGAAGUAUGAAAAAAUGGGCUCACACCAAAACAGUCAAUCGUUACUGUAUAUCGUUUUUAAAUCGAUCCUGAACUCGGUCAAGGUACAAGAAACUAAAUUACGCCGUCUACGGCGUGUGGAGCAACAGAAAACGAAUGCCCGCACACUGCUGAAGCGAUUCGAGAUUAAAAAGCUACAUUGCAACGUUGAAAAGCUGUUGCACCGCGUGAAACUCGUCGGAAAGGGUAUCACCCAACUCGAGCAAAGCCAUCGAAACGCAGAAGCAGACCCAACGAAUCCAACCGGAAUCCCGCCAGCACCAAAUGGUGGUGCAACUAGCAAACGAGAAGAGGAAACUCUUUCGCUGCAGGUGUGUUCGGAAAAUGUGUCCCGUUUGGUCGUUCGGUUGGAGUCAUGUACGAAAAUGUUUGAGCAGUUGCUAUCAUCACUCAAAAUGGGUUCGAAACAUGAUGUGCAGUCAGCGAAAUCUCCUGAAACAGCUGCAGAUACUCCGUGUAGCUGUCGAGGAUCGAAGAAGACUUAUACAGAUUUCUUACAAGAAUUAAAAUCAACGGAACAUGGCAGACGAUAUGUGGCUAAACUUCAGAAACAAGUAAUGAAGCUGCUGGACCAGGAAAAGAAACAGUUGCAAGAACGCUACGCUAAGAAGCUGCAGGUACUCGAGCGGGCACAUAAGGACGAGGUGGAGCAAAUACUUUCGCGACCAAUUCAGCAAGAACAAAUCCCUCCAAAACGGGAAGGUGCAAUGGCCAACCUAGAAACUAAUAUUGAAGACGUAAGUCAUCAUUUUAUGAAAAAAAUUGAUGAAAAACUGGAUCAACUACAUCAGCACGAGCGCAACGUCGACAGUAAACUCGUGAUGCUUAGAAGUGAUCUGCAGAGACACGAGCAGCACCAAAGUCGCUACUUCGAGUCACUGAAGGCGGCAAAAACUAGGGAAGGAAAACUGCAGGUUCUCCAGAACGUUGAGCGUGAGCUUUUGGCCACCUUUGAGGACGAAACGAACGCCAUUAUCCAGAAUGCAAAAACCACAAUCGAACAACUGGAGAAGGAAAGCGACAAAAUCAACCACUCCUUUCAGCGAUAUCUGCAAAAACAGCGUGAAGACAAGCGUCGGUUGAUUGAGGAGAAGGUGCAGAUUUGGACGAAAUACAACAACGAAAAACUGGAACUUAAUCAGCGCGAACUGUUGAAUGAAGGGGUCUGCGAAGAGGAACCGCCGUUAGACAUACCCCUGUCUGCUGCAACUGUAAUGGAGGGGCAAAUACCAGUACAACUCCCAGAAAAACCUACUUCCGCUGCGUCCACUGCUCGCUCAUCACACUUUGAGAAUCCAUUCAAAUCUUUCGACCCUCUGCGCUACCUCAGACAAUCGCGUCCGAUCGAGCAUCGAAUGGUUGAUGUCGCUAUCGGCACAACCGUCGACACAGGGCAGCAAACGUCUGGGGAAGACCGACAACCCAAGGAUUCUAUUCCGAUUCCCACUGACCAGCCGCCAGAAGUGCCACGUGCGAACGAAGGCACAUGCCUCAGUGAGGCACUGGCCAAGGACACACGAAAUUUACGACAAAGCAUUGAAGAAAAUCUGCAAAAGCUCGAUGAAAUGAGUCGAAUUGUUGCGAAGUCUGAUACGUCCUCAUCCAAACCGAAUGGAUCCAAGAGAACUUACGACAUUCAACGACCGGCACAUCCCCUCCCAACGGUAGAACCAUCCUCUAAUCGCAGCUUAGAUGACUGUUCCAGCAUCGAAAUGGGAUUAUCAGAAGGCGAGGUAGUUCACCUGCAAGGUCCCCCAGAGCAAAAUAAUCUCCGACGCCAUAGCAGCUCACCAAAGCUGGACACCACGCGAGAUAUUUUGGAUUACACAACACAAAACAAUCUGAACGAAUGUGCUGCCGGGAGACCUCAACUGAAUGGGAAAGCAAGGCAACCAAUACCAAUUAGUACGGCCAGUUUGAGUGAUCUGUCUAUCAGUACCAUCAGCAAGCUAUCGUGUGAAAAGAGUCAAAGCCUCGAUGGUGAGCUCGAUCGCAUCUCUACCGGGGUCCGUUCCCAUGAUUCGGAAGCCAGUUGGUCUUGAAAA
Messenger RNA from Anopheles darlingi, 2502 nucleotides. RefSeq lists its product as uncharacterized. The coding region runs from base 1 to 2499 and encodes 832 amino acids. The transcript is spliced from 2 exons. The record is from RefSeq and is a predicted model, not a curated record. NCBI's taxonomy places the organism in Eukaryota, Metazoa, Arthropoda, Insecta, Diptera, Culicidae.